This is a messenger RNA of Medioppia subpectinata, 4631 nucleotides long. The record is from the annotation of a GenBank genome assembly. Lineage: Eukaryota; Metazoa; Arthropoda; Arachnida; Sarcoptiformes; Oppiidae.
CCACCAGAUAUGUGUACAAUGCAGUGCAUUCAACGCUGCGCCUGCAAUCAAGGUUAUGUUAAAGUAGAUAGGUCGAGUAACCGAUGUGUAUUACCGAAAGACUGUCCAGGUGGAUUACAAAAGACUGCCAUAGAGGCUGCGCCUGUAAAGAAGGUUAUGUUCAAGUAGAUGAAAACGACCGGGGUAAACAAUGUGUGCUACCGAAAGACUGUCCUAGUAAGAUAGAGUGCAUUGAACGCUGUGCCUGCAAUGAAGGUUAUGUUAAAGUAGAUGUGAGAGGUCGGGGUAAACAAUGUGUGCUACCGAAAGACUGUCCUGGUUUUAGCCUAACCACUAAGAAGCCCGAGCCCGAGUGCGGCCCAAAUGGAUAUUACUCACCAUGCGGUCCACCAUAUCCAUUAACAUGCACUAAUUACCAAAAGCCACCAAGGUGGCUCACAAAAGACUGCCAUAGAGGCUGCACCUGUAAACCAGGUUAUGUUCAAGUAGAUGAGAACGACCGGGGUUAUAGUCUAAUUACCAAGAAGCCCGAGCCCGAGUGCGGCCCAAAUGGAUAUUACUCAAAAUGCGAUACAGCAUGUCCGCUAACAUGCAACAAUUACAAUAACCCACCAACUUCGUGUGUGCGUAUGUGCUAUGAACGCUGCGCCUGCAAUGAAGGUUAUGUUAAAGUAGAUGAGAGCGGUCGGGGUAAACAAUGUUUUAGCCUAACCACUAAGAAGCCCGAGCCCGAGUGCGGCCCAAAUGGACAUUACACAAAAUGCGAUACAGCAUGUCCGCUAACAUGCAACAAUUACAAUAAUCCACCAACUUCGUGUACUUAUCAGUGCGUUCACCGCUGCGCUUGCAAUAAAGGUUAUGUUAAAGUAGAUGCGGGGGGUCGGGGUAAACAAUGUGUGCUACCGAAAGACUGUCCUGGUUUUAGCCUAACUACUAAGAAGCCCGAGCCCGAGUGCGGCCCAAAUGGAUAUUACUCACCAUGCGGUCCACCAUAUCCAUUAACAUGCACUAAUUACCAAAAUCCACCAAGGUGGCUCACAAAAGACUGCCAUAGAGGCUGCACUUGUAAACCAGGUUAUGUUCAAGUAGAUGAGAACGACCGGGGUUUUAGCCUAACCACUAAGAGGCCCGAGCCCGAUUGCGGCCAAAAUAAAUAUUACUCACCAUGCGGUACACCAUAUCCACUAACAUGCACUAAUUACCAAAAUCCACCAAGGUGGAUCACAAAAGACUGCCAUAGAGGCUGCGCCUGUAAAGAAGGUUAUGUUCAAGUAGAUGAGAACGACCGAGGUAAACAAUGUGUGCUACCGAAAGACUGUCCUGGUUUUAGCCUAACCACUAAGAAGCCCGAGCCAGAGUGCGGCCCAAAUGGACAUUACACAAAAUGCGAUACAGCAUGUCCGCUAACAUGCAACAAUUACCAAAAUCCACCCGAUAUGUGUACGUAUCAGUGCGUUCUCCGCUGCGCCUGCAAUGAAGGUUAUGUUAAAGUAGAUGCGGGCGGUUGGGUUAUCACCACUUAUUGUAUUGUCGCGAAAAUGAUGGCCGCAAGUGAUGGCCCGUCGGGUGACCAGAGAUGGCGAACCAAUUUGCGUCGACAACACGCGAGAAAUAAAAUCGAAGACUACAUCCGUGUGUCCGGCGAUCCGACCGAUAAGACUGUGGCAGAGAUGGAGAGCCAUAUCUGCGCGACGGCCGACACUAAGGAGGAAUAUCUCUCAACUAUAGCUCGACUUCUGCUUUACAUAAAGUCAAUGAGUGAUAUGACACAACAGAUGGAGCGCAAGAAGACAUCACUCGUGACCGCAGAUGACGGCAAUGAAGACAACACUCAACAGACACAGAAUUACGCAAAAGACUCUUUGGAUAGAUUUGGUGAUGACAUGUGUGGACUCAUAUUAUCCUAUCUCUCACUCGAAGACAUGUUUUGCUUUGAAUGUGUGUCCAAACAGUUCCGGAGGACAGUCUUCGGGAGUGUUGUGGACAUCACUUUUAGCGAUCGAAUUAUGCAGAGUUUACUGAAUGAUCAAAGAAUUGAUAUUCAAUUGUUGGCCACAAUUGUCACAAAGUGUGCAAACAUUGAGACCAUUGACUGCCGAAGAAUAACCUCCAGAUAUGAAGAACACAUUCCCGAAGUAUUGAACAUAUUUCGAGAUAAUUGCCGGCAUUUGCGGGAAAUUUACUGCAAUGUGUGGCCAAACAGUGAACAAACAAUGAGUUCUGGCCAGUGGUCACCUCUGGUCACCCAAAUCGGUGCCAUUUAUUCAUUGCCGGACAGACAAUGGCUGAUCCCAUAUCACCGAUUGUCACACUUACGGAUCAAUUCAUUGGAAGACAUCUUUGACACGACAUUACAAUUAUUUGCCACUAAUUUGCGUACAUUUGAACUGAAAACGCAUUCAUCGCGCGAUAGACACCGAUUGUCUGCAUUCGUGGCACAGAAUGAGUGCCUCAAGAGUUUGGCCGUAAAUUGUUUUCGUUUUGACUUUUUAUUUCCCGAUUAUUUGCCCGAAAUAUGCGGACAUUUGUCACGAUUAACACAAUUACGGGAAUUGAGUCUCGGAUUCGACAUAAGAAACUUGAACGACUCUUUGAACAACUCUUUGCGUACAAUUGGCGUGAAUUGCAAACAAUUGAAACGAUUGUCACUCCAGUUGUCACCAAUUGAUCCCAAAUCGCCACUUAAGAUCUCAUUAGAUCUGUUGAAAGUUUAUCACACAUUAAAACGAUUGCGUUUAGAGGUCUACGCGGCCAUCGAUGACCAGUUGUUGGAUCCGUUGAGACACUGCAAGAGAUUAACGCAUUUAGAGCUCUAUAUAAGCGAAAUGACAGCAAAUGUGUUGAAAGAUUUGCAUCAAUACUGUCCACGACUUCAAUACCUAUUCAUUCGUGACUUCAAUAGCAUUAUAGACACCGAGUGUUUGUCUCACAUCUCAAGACUACCGGCGCUGCAAACGCUUGUCAUUUACUGCAACGCAAGCACUCAUCACUCGGACAAUGAUUUCUCACAUUUGUUGACCAAAAGUCUCCAACGUACUCGAUCCCCAUUGCCUGAGUGCAUAAAUGGCAAACACACCAGGUGCGAAACACCACACCGGAAUACUAACAGCGUAUGCGGAGAUGGUUGGGACCAAUUCAAUGACGGUUAUUACCAUAUAUGCUAUCGGUAUUACCCCGAUGUAAGAGGCGAUUAUACGGACAUGGUCAACUUUUGUCACACGCAAAACGAAUCAUCGCUUCCGACAAUAAAUACACCGCAAGAACAAGACUUUAUAAACAAAAUGAUAAUAAACUACCGAAUGGUAGAUAAUAUAUGGCUCGACGCCAGAGUUCAAAACGGACACAUUGUGUGGGCGGACAGUACGGGCGCUGACUAUGAAAAUUGGACACCUGGUCACUCUAUAAACGAUAAUGAUUAUGUAGAAAUGUCGGCCGACGUGUCCACUCUCGACCGUUAUCAGGCAAAAAUUGCUCGAUUACAGAGCGACCUGGUGCCGAUUGGCUUUACAUACGUCCAGCUGCCCGGCCAGGCUGAGCCUAAAACAUUAUGGCCCGACUACACGUGGUUGGAUGUGACGACCCAGUAUGCGGGCCAGUUUUUCCGGGCCGAGGGCGCGGGUAGUCUGGGGUUUGGUGAUGGUGUUCAGUCGGAAAACGCACCUAGGUUGUCAUCGGUCAAAUGGGAAGAGGCUAAACAGGGUUGUAGUCCGACAAAUAUAACACCAGGCGAAUGGAGUGGCUUGCUGUUCGUUGGGGGGUGCGAAACACCACACCGGAAUACUAACAGCGUAUGCGGAGAUGGUUGGGACCAAUUCAAUGACGGUUAUUACCAUAUAUGCUAUCGGUAUUACCCCGAUGUAAAAGGCGAUUAUACGGACAUGGUCAACUUUUGUCACACGCAAAACGAAUCAUCGCUUCCGACAAUAAACACACCGCAAGAACAGGACUUUCUAAACAAAAUGAUAAGAAACAACCGAAUGGUAGAUAAUAUAUGGCUCGACGCCAGCGUUCAAAACGGACACAUUGUGUGGGCGGACAGUACGGGCGCUGACUAUGAAAAUUGGACACCUGGUCACUCUAUAAACGAUAAUGAUUGUGUAGAAAUGUCGGCCGACGUGUCCACUCUCGUGCCAUUGUCCGAGCAGUAUCGAGAGCGUUUAUUCAGGGACAAUUUGCGACAAUUAGACCGUUAUCAGGCAAAAAUUGCUCGAUUACAAAGUGACCUCAUACCAAUUGGCUUUACAUACGUGCAGCUGCCCGGCCAGGCUGAGCCUAAAACUUUGUGGCCCGAUUACACGUGGUUGGAUGUGACGGCUCAGUACGCGGGUUCAUUUUUCCGGGCCGAGGGCGCGGGUAGUCUGGGGUUUGGUGAUGGUGUCCAGCCGGAGAACUCACCUAGGUUGUCAUCGGUCAAAUGGGAAGAGGCUAAACAGGGCUGUAGUCCGACAAAUAUAACACCAGGCGAAUGGAGUGGUUUGCUGUUCGCUGGGGGUGACCAAGGUACUUGGUAUUAUCACCGCUAUUUUGUGACGGGUGGUGAAGUGCGGCCUACGAAUCAAGCCGUGCGCAUAUAUAAGCAAACCAAUGCUGUGCGACAAUUAAAUUGUAAUAAUAAAUGCUUUGGUUGCUAA